CACACACACAUAUAUAUAUACAUGUACAUGCACAUAUAUGUUUAUGUUCCUAUGCGUGUAUUGAGUUGACGGAAAUAACAAAAUGAAAUACGCAUGAUCAAUUAUUUACCAGGGACCGUACUUAGUGUGAUUAACAUUAUUUUAACCAUAUUAUACAUCGCUGUGAACAUUCUAUUCUAACAGGAUAACAAUCAUGGCUAACUUACCAGGGAGCUACCAUAGUAUACAAGUUACUCUAUGCAUUGGAUUAUUGGUCUUAACAGACUUGAUCCAUGCAGCGCUUCUGUGUUCACGAUGUGAUUCCAGAGGAGACAGAUACUAUGGUGAAUGCGAACAGUCACCUCCUACUCCCUCGCCAUGUCCUGAAAAUAAUGCUAAUUUCUGUUCCAUAGUCAGAGAAACAAACGAUAAUGGUAUCCAGAUUUUAUUUACGCGAGGCUGUGCAACCUUUUUCCAAGACGAAAAAUGCAUAAUAAGGAACGUAACGAGAGGUCGACAGAAAAAUGUAUGUUUCCGUACAUGUGCCACAGACGGAUGCAAUGCUGAAGGAUUGAAACUUCGAGCGUCUUCUCUAAAUAUCCAAGCUUCUUUCAGUUUUGUUAUUGCUACAACUUGUUUCAGUUUCUUCCAUUGAAUUUUAUAUUUGUUGUUCGUUUCCUUAUCCUAUUAUUGAGGAUGGCGGAGAGGUUUAAACUGAUUGGUGCAAACCAGUUUAUGAUCCGGUUUCGAUUUCUACUUGAAAACUAUUUUACAUAUUUUGCCAAUAGCAACAACUUCUUCAAAUUUUUUUCUUUGGCGGCAAAUCGAAAAUGUCAUGUCUGUGUGAAAAAUCAAAAUGCAUUAAUUAUUCGCCUUUGGUUAUUUCAUAGUGAGCUUUUGCACACGGUUCUUAUCUCGUUUGCUGAGGCAUAUCUAUUGACUUUUCCUCCGGUGUGUUUUAUAUUAAUCCAUCGGCAAAUAUCAACAUGACGUUAACGAUUCGUUCGAAGAAGAAUAGAAAAACUAUGGUUCACAGUGCUUAUUUUUAUUGAGAAGUGAAAAUUUUGCUUCCCAGUACUCUACGACGGUAUAAUAUAAAGUGAAGGUAAAGGAUUUAAAGGAGAAUAUUAUAUACACUCAUAUAUGUAAGCAUCAAAAUUAGCAGUGAGGUAUACUCACUCACACACACGCAUACACGCACAUACAUACAUAUAUAUUCACCUGAACUGAAGAUCGUGUGUUUGACAGAGAAUGAGUGAGAAAAGAAAGGGAAAAUAAGAAUGAGAAUGAAUAUAAAAAUGAGAGAGAGAAAAGAGAACAGCCAUAUUUAAAAAAAAAAGGAACAAAUAGUUUUCAAAAUCUUAUUGAAUAAAAGUAUCGCCAAAUUUAAUCGUGCAAAAAAAAAAAUUAAUCAUAUUUAGAAAUGCAUGAAGCAAUCAUGGAUAUUUUCAAGUUUUGCAGGUUAACAUGUUUUAUAUGUUUUAAAAGUGCUGCCAGCUUCAUUUAUUUAUAUUAAAUAUGGAUCCAUUUACAUGAGGUAAAAGACAAGUAAAAUUGAAGAACAGGACUAAUACUAAAACACAAUGUGGCAGAAUGUAGAAGGGAAAACCAAGAUAAACUUCUAUUGUAUGCAAUUAAAAUGUCAGCCGGAUCUAUAUGAUUUUUGACUUACCUUGACUAAAUACAAUGCCAUUUUAUAAUGACGCAUUUUAUGAAGUUACUACAGGGUUACCCCGUAGAUAGGUUACUUUGGACGUAUACUUUUGUCACCAUUGGUAAUAUCAGGAAAUAUAUGCAAUAAUUAUAAUUCAACUUUUAUCAAAUUUCUUGUUGAUUAUAAAAAAAUGAUGAAAGAAAAUGCUAAUUUCCAAAAGAAAAAUAUUUAUUGCAUUGAAAUAAAAUCCAAUAUCCCAAAUUUCACAAUUAUAUAAAGCCCUCCUUAACUUCUAUGCCAUUUACUUCUUUUCCCUUCCUCUUCAGUUAUAAUUCUUUCUUUCUAACUGUGUGUAGCGUUCCUUUUACUCAUUGCCUGCCUCAAAGCUUAGUAUGUGCACCCAUCCUGCACUUCAUAUGUUAACUCAACGUAUCUUUCUUCUACUUCUCUCCCUCGCAAUCUCUCUCUAGCUCUCUUUCUUUCUCUCUGAGAAAUUGCAGCUAAGUAGAUUCUAAUUAAUUUCAAAGUAAUCAAGAGUACACAUUUCUGUGAAGUAUUUAAACGAACAUUUUAGCAUCCCGAUUGCCACAAACAACUUAACUUGUUGCAAUUCUUUGUAAAACAAGCAAUGUGGCAUUUUAUCGUCGUCACGCAUCUUAUCUUAUAUCAUGCAGAGUUUAGAUCAUCACGCUAGUUUCUAAUAUAUUCCUCGAAUUAGCAACAACUCGUCUCUAAAACCCUAAACAUUCAUAGAUAUCGACGAGUUUAUUUCUUGGAUUACGAAAGAUAAAUGGUCACAAUGCAUUUUCUCCCUGUAAAUUAUCCAGUUAUUCUGACUCGUAUCGUGCAAUAAUUCACGUUACAGUGAGGCUAAUUUGUGAUGAUGAAAACUACGUUAUGAUCGUUUCAGACUGUUUCCUGAUCACACGCAAAGGGGUUCGAAAAAAUUAACUGGUUAGUUAUUUCCUAUUCAGGGUGUUGGUCAUUUGUGCAAACAGUCUAAAUAGGUGAAAGCAGCAGUCAUUUUCAGUUUCUCACCAUUUAAAAAGUGUAGUAGACAUUAAGAUUUUUUAUAACAGGUAAACAGUGCAAUCUUCAAAAACCGCUGGCGGUGAUACUUGAGAUUUUU
Molecule: messenger RNA, 2762 nt
Organism: Octopus sinensis (East Asian common octopus)
Lineage: Eukaryota; Metazoa; Mollusca; Cephalopoda; Octopoda; Octopodidae
Exons: 3
Coding region: 194-634 (146 amino acids)
Source: RefSeq, a predicted model, not a curated record